GCAAAAGGCUAUGGUCGCUUGUUUGGAAGCAGGUGGUCCUGGUCGACAAGAAACGAAGGUGGUUGGAGUCGAUGACUCCCAAAUCGGAUGGCUGCAACAUACGACUGAAGCGACCAAAGUUCUUGGCUGAUGCGUAGUUUAUCACACUGCCAUGCUGGUCGUGGCAAUCUAAAUGGAAAUUCUAUUUGCUGCCGCUAUGGUUUAGGGAAAGUGAUUCAUCUCUACAAUCUUUUAUGUUCGAUGCUUAAACGUAUGUUGCAUAUAAUGUCGUUUCCGUCUCCGGGUGGUUUAGCUUUCUCCCUGCUUAAUAUAUUUACAUGUAUGCUGUCCUGCAUGUUAUUGAAAAAUACUCCCUCGGUCCCAUAAUCAUAUUGGUUGUAAUAAGAUCUUGGAUUUUUUCUAUAUUGGUUGUAAUAACGUCUUAGAUUAUGGGGCGGAGGGAGUAAUAACCAAUGUCGGUUUUCAGAUGAUAUAGACCCUAGUCUUUUGAAAGAAAAAAAAAAUCCCCAGAUGGCAAGAUGCCUGCAUUUCUUUGGCCAACAGUUGCAACCGGUUGUAUGUAGUAACAAGAAAGUCUAAUUGCUAGCCUUCUGUGGUUAUAUACAGGUUCUUGGCUGAAUCAGAUAUACGGAGUGACGAAGUAAGUUCUUGCUGUUGUAAGAAUAACUACAGGUGUCUUGCGAAAAAGUGACAGCCAAUGUUGCAAAAAGUUAUGGUCUGCAGCGCGGUGGCCACAACCAUCACUUGGUUCAGGAUGGUCUCAGGCUUCUUAACUUACCAAGAGGGGAAGAUGGCUCAUUGAGUCCAGAAAGUCUGAACAUUAUGCAUAGCACAAUCAAUAAGUUAAGCAAUGGAGCACUUCAAUCAGUGGCUAAAAUCAUCAGCCGCACCAACUGUAGUUUUAAUAAGACUAGACCACUGUUAAGAGAAAUUGUAACAUACCAUCUUCCGUGUUACUUAGCCAAGCUGGAUCAUGAAGAUGUCAUCAUGUUUGAGUUGUCUGAAAUUUUGAGAAAUCCUGGCAGCUACCAAUCUGAUUCGUUGAGCCUUGUCACACCUGUGUCACCACUGCUUCUGUCAUCUAUCAACCAAGCUUUGGAUAGACUUGAUGGGAUUCCUGACCAAGCUCUUGUUGCAGUGAACAGGAAGCUCAUAGGAAAAACAUGUAUGCCGAAAUUCUGGCAUGUGCCUCGGUCUUCCAGUAGAGGGCAUCUUAUUGAAAUAGUGAGGAAAAGAUGCAAAAUGAUUAUAGCGCGUAUUGAGGAAGGUUACAUGCCAAAGAGAUUAGCAAAGGCCAUGUCAGUGGUGAACCUAUACUGGAAGCAGAAGUUGAGAUCCAUGGAUAUUUCUCAGUUAGAGUACUUCCCCUUUUCAAAAGAAACAGUGUCUUUGCAAAAUGAUAUCCUGAAUGCUCUUUGGUUGCUUCCAAAACUCCAGCAUGAUGACCUAAAAUUGCUGCGUCCCAUAUUGGACCCAGAUCCUAAAUUUCGAAAGAUGCAAUUUAGAGUAUCUUUGAGGAAGUACUUGUUAGAAUGCUUGUUUGAAUCUGAUGAAGGUGAUUUGCCAGAUGAGGCCCAUCAAGCCAUAGCCUUUAUAAAUCGGAUUUCUCAAUGUGAAAGUGCCUGUCUGACAGAACGAAGGAAGAAUGCUGAAGUAGAUUCUGUAUUGAAUGUAAGCAGUCAACUCAGAGCUUUGGCAUAUUAUGAUACCGAUGACUGUUCAGACGCGGACAAGUUGAUGAGCUUAGGGAGUGUCAACUGCACUGGGGAUAAUGAUUUCGUACUCCCUGAGACCAACUAUUUCCACUAUAAAUUUGAGCAGCAUAUGGAUGAGCCUUGUUCUUCGAAUAGUACACCCAAAGUUGUUGAUAUGGACGAGUGUUGUUCGGCUGAAUCUACCAGAGCUGCACAUCAUGUUCAAGAAGCUGAACAUCUAGGUUCCAAAUUAGAGGAGGUUUUCAGGAAACCAUGUGAAGGAACUGAAAACUCUGGAGCCACUCCACAUUACAGAGACAACCUUGCUUUGGAGGAGGCUGUUGAUACCAAUCAUUUGAAGACGCCAGUGCACUCUAAGGAUCUCUCCGAGAUCUGUGAUGAAACUUCAACAGCAGCCUACAUGCUCAUUGGACAAAUUUUGGAUAAAUGGCUACUUGUAGAGAACGGCGAAGUGGAAGAGCUCACCAGACAUUAUCUUGGAGGGGGCUUGGUUUCUGAAGGUCCACAAGACACUAGAGAAUUGCUGAAUGUAACAGAUAAUAAGAACCUGAAGGGUGACAUUCUAGUGCAUGCCGUGGAACGCAUCUUGCCCAAUUUGCCGAGAAGGAACAAGAUUGACAGCGGCCUCUUGGAUUGCACUCUUAAUAAAGCUUCAAACUCAAGGCCUUCGAUAUUUGUAAAGUUUUCCAGGAAGAAGAUUGCCUGUAGCAUCUUGGAGUGCACUAAUAUUAAUAAAUAAACCCUUCAAUAUUUGUGUCGCCCAAAGGCUACAAAUUCUGUAAUUUACACAAAUACUUAGUAUUUUCUCUACCUAAAUAUGAGUGUGAUGUUUCAGAUCAUAUAUAUUCCCAGUAUUAUUAAGACAUCAUGUAUGUGAAGUUAUUUGUGCCGUUCCAAUACUACUUUUUGUGAAUCUUUGAAUCUGCC
Molecule: messenger RNA, 2642 nt
Organism: Triticum urartu
Lineage: Eukaryota; Viridiplantae; Streptophyta; Magnoliopsida; Poales; Poaceae
Source: RefSeq, a predicted model, not a curated record